Messenger RNA from Poecile atricapillus (Black-capped chickadee), 1398 nucleotides. Its product is annotated as intercellular adhesion molecule 5-like. The record is from RefSeq and is a predicted model, not a curated record. The transcript is spliced from 5 exons. Gene Ontology annotation, biological process: cell adhesion. Gene Ontology annotation, molecular function: integrin binding. NCBI's taxonomy places the organism in Eukaryota, Metazoa, Chordata, Aves, Passeriformes, Paridae. The coding region runs from base 320 to 1357 and encodes 345 amino acids.
GAACCGACCCAUCCCGGGGAGCCUGAACCGACCCUUCCCGGUCCUCCCGGAGAUCCCGAACCGAACCUGAACCGACCCCUCCCGCUGCUCCCGGAGAUCCCGAACCUACCCCGAACCGACCCCUCCCGGUCCUCCCGGAGAUCCCGAACCGACCCCGAACCGACCCCUCCCGGUGCUCCCGGAGAUCCGGAACCGACCCCUCACCGACCCCUCCCGGUGCUCCGUUCCCAUCACCGGCUCCAACCCAAAGACCCUGCCGGUGCCGCCGCCCCCCGCCCCUGUCCCGGUGCCUCCCGGUGCUCCCGGUGCUCCCCCCGGGAUGGAGCCCCCGGCUCUGCUGGCGCUGGCCCUGGGCACCCUGGGGGUCAUCGCAGCCCUCUCCGAGGACCCCAAGCUCUCGGUUCCCCCGUACCCAGAACUGGGGGUCCCGUUCAACGUCACCUGCGCCGUCAGCUCCGGCUCAGCCGCCGAUUUCACCGUCAGCGCCGACAGCCGGAGCUUCCCGGUGACGCUGAGCCGGGACGGGCGCCGGGCCACGGCCGCGGUCACCGUCAACCGCACCGGCGACGUCCGGCUGUGGUGCACGGUCGGCGUGGACGGCGUGGAGAGACGGACGAGCAGGAACGUGGGGAUCUACUACGUCCCCGUGCCGGAGCUGAACGUUUCCAACGAGCGACCGCGCGCGGGCUCGGAGCUGCGGAUCCUCUGCUCCCUCCCCCCGGGAGCCACGGCCGAUGUCCGGGUGCGGAUCUGGAACGGGAGCGACCAACGGGAGAUUUGGGAUCUGCCGCCGCUGGAAUUGAGGCUGCGGCCGAGCCGGGAGGAUGAGGAGCUGGAGCUGAGCUGCGAGGCCAAGCUGCAAAACAUCUCCCGGAAAAGCUCCAGGAGGAUUUCGGUGUUGGCGGAGCCCCGUCUGGACGCCUCGGGGUGCCCUUUGCAGCAGAACUGGACGGAGGGGGAGCCGGGGCUGCUGCGGUGCCGAGCCCGGGGCCGGCCCCAGCCCCAGGUGCUCUGCUCCAAGGACGGGAAUUCCCUUCCCACCGGAAUUCCGCGGCCCGCGCUCCGGCAGCACGCCGGGAUCUACCGGUGCCGCGCCACCAACGAGCUGGGCACGGCCGAGAGCAACGUCACCGUCUGGGUCCAGUACCCCGACUCCAUCCCGCUGCUCCCGCUGCUCCUGGGGCUGCUGCUGCCGGCCCUGGCCCUGCUGGCCGUGGCCACCUUCCUCUUCCUCCACCGCCGGGCCACCAAAAUCGGCCACUACUGGCUCUGGAAGCGCCAACAACCGCCGGGACCGCGACCGCCGCGACCACCGCGCCCGGCUCCGGCUGCUCCCGGCGCGUCCGCGGUGCCGUAACCGGGACCACCGGGACCCCCCCGGUGCAUCCGCGGUGCCAG